CGGGGCUGAGCCGCAGCUGGAGGCCCGCGGGAUGCUGCGCUCCACGUCCACCGUCACCCUGCUCUCUGGCGGCGGCGCCAAGGCGCCAGGGACGCCCGGCCGGAGGGCAAAUGUCUGCAGACUUCGGCUGACCGUCCCUCCUGAGGAUCCCGUUCCUGAGAAAAGUGAGAAGAAGAUUGAGAGGAAAGAUCAGCCUCCUGACCUCAGCAAUGAAGAUCAGACCAGGAAACUUCCUCAGGGUGUUGUCUAUGGUGUGGUGCGAAGAUCAGACCAAAACCAACAGAAAGAAAUGGUGGUGUACGGGUGGUCCACCAAUCAGCUGAAAGAAGAGAUGAACUACAUCAAAGAUGUGAGAGCCACUUUGGAGAAAGUAAGGAAGCGAAUGUAUGGAGACUAUGAUGAAAUGAAGCAGAAGAUUCGCCAACUCACCCAGGAGCUGUCGGUCUCACAGGCUCAGCAGAACUAUCUAGAGCAUCACAUCCAAGCCCAGUCAUCAGCCCUGGACAGUUUCAAUUCAAUGAACUCAACAUUGGCCUCAGAUUCUGUGAGCCUGCAGAAAACCCUCGUGGACGUCACGCUGGCCAACAGCGACAUUAAGGACCAGAUCAGAAACCUGCAGCAGACGUACGAGGCCUCCAUGGACAAGCUGCGGGAGAAGCAGCGGCAGCUGGACGUGGCCCAAGUUGAAAACCAGCUGCUGAAGAUGAAGGUGGAGUCCUCCCAGGCAGCCAAUGCCGAGGUGCUUCGGGAGAUGGCCCGGAAGCUGUACAGUCAGUACGAGGAGAAGCUGCAAGAGGAACAGCAGAAACACAGGGCUGAGAAGGAGGCCCUCCUGGAGGAAACCAACAGUUUUCUCAAAGUGAUUGAGGAAGCCAAUAAGAAGAUGCAGGCGGCAGAGAUCAGCCUAAAGGAGAAAGAUCAGCGAAUCGGGGAGCUGGACAGGUUGAUUGAGUGCAUGGAAAAGGAGCGCCAUCAGUUGCAGCUCCAGCUAGUGGAGCAUGAGACAGAACUGUCGGGGGAGGUCGCGGAUUCCGACAAGGAGAGGUAUCAGCAGCUGGAGGAGGCAUCUGCCAGCCUCCGGGAGCGGAUCCGACACCUGGAUGACAUGGUGCACUGCCAGCAGAAGAAGGUCAAGCAGAUGGUGGAGGAGAUUGAAUCACUGAAGAAAAAAGUGCAACAGAAGCAGCUCUUAAUAUUGCAGCUUUUAGAAAAGAUAUCGUUCUUAGAAGGAGAGAAUAAUGAGCUACAGAGCAGACUGGACUACUUAAUGGAAACGCAGUCAAAGACUGAAGUGGAAACGAGAGAGAUUGGAGUGGGCUGUGAUCUUCUACCCAGCCAAGAAGAGAGGACUCGGGACAUCGCAGUGCCUUCCAGGAGCUACACUCCAUACACAAGAGUCUUGGAGUUAACCGCCAAGAAAAAUCUGACUUAAGCACUCAGACACUACCCUUUUGACAGGCCUUGGUGCCCUACGACUUGCAACCUGGAGUGACUGUUACUUUGUCCUGGACACAGUUUAAGUCAGAAUGGACAUGGCAGAGGUCAGAAUCCAUUUCUAAAACAAGAAGGAGAAGGAGGGCUGGGAGAGGGGCUCCUAAGGGCUGAUUUCAAACACCCACCAGCUAACCCUGCUGUACUGGGCCAAGGUUCAUUUUCCAUGAUUCCCUCAUGAUCAAUUUUCUAUUUAGACUUUGGUUGGGAGGAGAAAGGGCAUUACUUUGAAAUCUCACGUGAUUCACACCAGGAUCUUUUAUUACCGCAUAAAGGUGUGGUUUACCUAUGAAAGUAUUAGAGACAGCGUUUCUCUGGUGCUGAGUGGCUAGCCCAUGGUAACACUGGUACCUGGGAGACUUGAACCUGGGCAGAAGGAGCAGCCGUCUCCUCCUGGUCACGAGCUGGUGUGGGAACCACAACCGCCUCAAUCUGACAUGCUAAGCCUUUGGUUUAGUUUGUGCCUUAUACCUUUACUGACUGGGUCUCCUGAAAUCACUGUAUUUAUUCAACCUGUGAUUCCCCCCCCCCCUUUCUCACUUUAACUGAAGGAAUUUUAUAUAUUGUGGAAAUUUAAUCAUGUAAUAUUUUCGGUAACAUAAUCUGUAUUUUUGUGAAAUGAAUGAGUAAUUUGUUCAUGCAUGCUCGACUUUGGUAUUAUAAUUGGUGUCACAUGUGUUUAAUAAAUGCCAUAUAUUUUGUUCUA
Messenger RNA from Sorex fumeus (smoky shrew), 2197 nucleotides. It is a transcript of the gene MYZAP, whose product is annotated as myocardial zonula adherens protein. Gene Ontology annotation, biological process: maintenance of ER location; intracellular signal transduction. The coding region runs from base 32 to 1432 and encodes 466 amino acids. The record is from RefSeq and is a predicted model, not a curated record. NCBI's taxonomy places the organism in Eukaryota, Metazoa, Chordata, Mammalia, Eulipotyphla, Soricidae. The transcript has 13 exons. Gene Ontology annotation, cellular component: nuclear envelope; RNA polymerase II, holoenzyme; intracellular anatomical structure.